Molecule: messenger RNA, 1506 nt
Organism: Humulus lupulus (European hop)
Lineage: Eukaryota; Viridiplantae; Streptophyta; Magnoliopsida; Rosales; Cannabaceae
Exons: 3
Coding region: 1-1506 (501 amino acids)
Source: RefSeq, a predicted model, not a curated record
AUGAACGAGGAUCAAGACCCUGAGCUACUCCCUCUUGACCCAGAAAUUGAGCAUACUUUUAGACAAAGGAGAAGACAACAAGCCAAUCAAGUGGGAGUAAUGAUGAUGGAUGCUGGAAAACUAGCACAAGCUCAAGAUGGUGCGGCUGCCAAAGAGGUUCACAAUGCAGUAUUGGUGGUCGAUGACAGGGGUAGAGCUAUUAGACACUGUGUUGUCCCCCUGUUCAAUGAAUUAAAUAUGGGUAUUAUAGUUGGUCAGUUUAGUGGUAUGCCUACAGAAGAUCAUCACCUUCAUCUCCGUCUAUUCAUGGAGGUGAGUGAUUCUUUUAAGUUAAUUAGAGUUAACGAAGAUGCCUUGAGCUUAAAGUUGUUUCCCUACUCAUUGAGGGACAAGGACGAGGAAUCUCUUCUUGAAGCAUGGGAGCGAUUUAAGGAAUUAUUAAGGAGAUGCCCUCACCAUGGUAUACCACAUUGUAUCCAAAUGGAUACUUUCUACAAUGGUCUCAAUGCUCAUACGAGGAUGGUAGUAGAUGCAUCAGCUAAUGGGGCAUUUUUGGCCAAGUCUUAUAACGAGGCCUAUGAGAUUUUAGAAAGAAUAGCUAAUAACAACUACCAAUGGCCCACCAAUAGAACUUCUUCGGGCAAGAGAAGAGUAGCGGGUGUUCACGAGUUGGAUGUUAUCACCUCAUUGGAAGCACAAGUGUCUUCCAUCUCCAACAUGUUGAACACUAUGAAUAUGGGUGUGAAUUCAGCUGUAGCACAACACAUGGCUCAAGUGGAGAAUGUAUCUUGUGUUUAUUAUUGUGAUACUCACACCUUUGAUAAUUUCCCAUCAAAUCCAGCAUUGAUGUGUUACAUGGGGAAUAAUAACAAUAGAGGAGUAAAUUCAAACUCCUAUAAUCCGGCUUGGAGGCAACACCCCAAAUUUUCAUGUAGCAAUCAAGGGGCUGCCUCUAAUAAUGUCAAUGCACCUACAAGGCCAGCUUAUCCAACUAGUUAUGUUCAAUCAAGGCCACAACAAGGGGAAUCUUCUAAGUCUCUUGAAUCUUUGUUAAAGGCACACUUGGUGAAUAAUGAGGCCUUCAUGUCAAAAUUUGAUGCUUACAUGGUGAAAACAAAUGCCAUAAUUCAGAGUCAGGCAGCCUCUUUGAGAAACUUAGAGAACCAAGCUGAGCAGCUCGCUAAUGAGUUAAGAAAUAGACCCCAAGGGAGUUUGCCAAGUGACACCAAAAACCCAAGAAAUCCAGGCAAAGAAUAUUGUAAGGCAAUCACCCUACGUAGCGGCAAGGAAUUGGAAGCCUUGACGAAGAAUUUUGUGUGCGAAAAAGAGCCUUCUUCGAUCCAAAAUGAGGCAAUGGUUAAAGGAAAUCAAGAAAAUUCUGGUGUGCAAAAAGUUGAUUCUGUGCAUGAUGUUGCAGCAUUCCCACAGCAAAUUUUCUCAGAAAGUUCAAAUUUUCAACAGCCUCCAUUUCCUCAGCGUUUUCAGAAUAAACAGCAAGAUAAUUAA